Messenger RNA from Vespa mandarinia (Asian giant hornet), 1605 nucleotides. Its product is annotated as WD repeat domain phosphoinositide-interacting protein 3. Lineage: Eukaryota; Metazoa; Arthropoda; Insecta; Hymenoptera; Vespidae. Gene Ontology annotation, molecular function: protein binding. The record is from RefSeq and is a predicted model, not a curated record.
UUGGCAUGCGCGAAGAUGGUGGCUGGAUUUCGUCGGCAGGUAAGGUCUUGCGCUGCUUGCCGGCCAUUGCCGGCGAAUAUGUGAUCAACUUCGACGAGUUUAAACAGACGGUACGAACGAAUGUCUACCAAAAGGACUUAAUUUACGAUGAAUUUAACAACGGGAAACCCACAUGGUAACGGCUUGCUUUAUGCUGGCUUCAAUCAGGAUCAAGGAUGCUUUGUCUGCGGUACAGAAAAUGGCUAUAGAGUAUAUAAUUGUGAUCCCUUAAAGGGGAAAGAAAAAGAGCGUCAUGAUUUUAAUGAUGGAGGUCUUGGUUAUGUUGAAAUGUUAUUUAGAUGUAAUUAUUUGGCACUCGUUGGCGGUGGGCCAAAGCCAAUGUAUCCUGUUAAUAAAGUUAUCAUAUGGGAUGAUUUGAAAAAAGCACCAGCUAUUACAUUGGAAUUUAAUGCACCUGUAAAAGGUGUAAAAUUAAGAAGAGAUAGGAUAGUAGUAAUAUUAGAAGGUGUUAUAAAGGUUUAUACAUUUACGCAAAAUCCACAACAAUUACAUGUCUUUGAAACCAAUCCCAAUCCAAGAGGAUUGUGUGUUUUGUGUCCAAACAGUAACAAUUCUUUGCUUGCUUUCCCAGGGCGAAAAAAUGGUCAUGUUCAAGUUAUAGAUCUAGCAAACACUGAGAAACAGCCUUUAAAUAUUGAAGCACAUGAAACACCCUUGUCUUGUAUAGCUUUAAAUUUACAAGGUACUCGACUUGCUACAGCUUCUGAAAAGGGUACUCUGAUAAGGGUAUUCGAUACACAAAAUGGUAAUAUGAUUAAUGAAUUACGAAGAGGAGCAAAUCAUGCUAAUAUCUAUUGCAUAAAUUUUAAUCACGAUUCAACGUGGCUAUGCGUUGCGAGCGAUCAUGGUACGGUACACGUUUUUGCGGUAGAAGAUCAAAAAUUAAAUCGUCAAUCUAGUUUAGCGUCAGCUACUUUUUUACCAAAGUAUUUUAGUUCGAGCUGGAGUUUUUGCAAAUUUCAAGUUCCAGGAGGUCCUCAAUGCAUGUGUGCGUUUGGAACUGGCAACAAUAGUAUUAUAGUAAUAUGUGCCGAUGGGAGUUACUACAAAUUUGUAUUUAAUAACAAAGGAGAGUGUUCGCGAGACUUUUACGCGCAGUUCCUUGAAUUAACGGAUGACAAAAUGUGACUGAAAAGUGUAAGGCGUAUGAAUGUUUCAUUACGAAAAGCUAAUGUGACUUUUUUGUCAUCGUACGUCUCGUUGUUGCUUUCGUUUUACGUGUCAAUUGCAGAGGAUAGAGAUUUGCAGUACAUUUUCGCAUCGUCGUGACUAUUGUCGUGCUUGCUCAAAAAAAAAAAAAAAAAAAAAAAAAAAAAAGAAAAAGAAAGAAAGAAAAAAACCAGAAAAAAAUGAGCAUUUUAUGCAGGGAAGCGAAAAUGAAUCUUAAUCUUUUUAAAGUUAGAUCAUUCGACGGAGAGGACCAAAACGAAAAGUUAUAUGAAUUGUUGGUGAUACGUGCACUGUGCAUGAAUUUUUUCAUAAUAAUAAUAAUAAGAUCUAAGGGACAUUAUUGGUGAUAUCGUUGAUUGUUACGUGGGGCCUAGU